Orcinus orca (killer whale) is the source of this 9822-nucleotide messenger RNA. It is a transcript of the gene CILP, whose product is annotated as cartilage intermediate layer protein. The record is from RefSeq and is a predicted model, not a curated record. Bases 5577 to 9131 code for a protein of 1184 amino acids. Lineage: Eukaryota; Metazoa; Chordata; Mammalia; Artiodactyla; Delphinidae. The transcript has 10 exons.
CGGGAGGGGCGGGUGGCCCCCCUGCUGACCGUGGAUCUGGGCUUCCAGGGGGGCUUCGAGUAGGACCACGAGGUCUCAGGCUGGCCCAGGAGCCUGGGCCUCGGGCUGACUCAAGAGCUGGCCCUGUCUCCCCACAAAUGUGGAGACAUUUCUGCCACCUCCUCCUCCAAAGCGCUGGACUGGGCCUCCUCCAAGCCCCAGGACGCGGUGGGUCACGUCCACUCACCCAGCCGGGUCCUCUCUGGAACAGCGUGCCCUUUGGUGACGGGGAGGAUGCAUUUUUGAGGUGAAAUAUUAUAUAACAGCCAGGAACGGAAAAUAUUAAAAGCCCACGGGUGCCAGCAAGGUUCGCACCAGGGCCAGAAAGUUCAGAAAAAGGAGGCAGGCUCCCUGCAGUGGAGGCCACGGGGUGGGGCGGGAUCAGCUCGACCACCCACACCCUGAAUCCCAGGCUGCCUCCGUCUUCAGGGUGAGCGGGAGCCUUGCCUGGGCCACAGGAAGGUCCCAGGGUGGCGACCCCAAGCGGAGAGCUGAAGCUGCUCAGAUCCCUCAUAAAGCUGGAGCAGCUGUGUCAGCCUGCCCGUCCGCGUCCCUCUCCCACUCCAGGCCUUGAGGAUCAUGAGGCCCGUAGGGGGAAGUGGAACAUUCGGGAACCUGGGGUCAGGCUGCCUGUGGGUCUGCUCUGAGCAUCCCCUGGAGGCUCCCUCAAGCAGGGCAGGCCGUUCACCCCUAGAACUGACUCAGAGCUGCCCAGGUGUCAGGAGUCAUGGCUGGGCCUGCAUCCUCAAGGGAGGAUGUCUCAGUGUCUCAGGGCAGAGCCAGAAGCCUCACCAGACCCAGAACUCGGACUGUAGUCCCCUAGCUUCACAGCUCAGUGAGAUGCCGGGGAGCCUACUGGAGGCCUAGAUGUGGAGCAGCAGACCUGCGCCACCGUGGCUCUGCCCCUCCCAGCAUGAAUGGCCUUAGGUAAGUCCCUUACCCUCUCGGGAUCUAUGAAUUUAUGACACUGAGCCAGGUGCUGGGGACACAGAGAUAAGGCACGGGCCUUGCCCUUCAGGAGCUCACAGUCAAUUGAAAGAAGACAGCAUUUCCAGGUGAAGCAAAGAGCUCUUCAACUCAGGGUGGGGCUAAGUGGAAAAUGAUGGGGCUGGGGCAGCUCAGAGGUGGGGAGUGGUGUGGGCUAUAGGGCUCAGGGCAUGUGUCUGCCUGUUUUGGGUAGGAGGAUAAACUCCCAUAUUGUGCAUGUAACCCUAAUGCUGCCACCACACCCCAGAUCCCCAUCUAGCUGUAACUGCAGACCCACUGCUCCCUACUUAGGGAAGCACUGUUACUCUGGUAUUUGACUGACAGGGGCCACUGAUUGGCUUAGGCUGAGCAUCUGACCUAAACCCAGUCCAUCCACCCACUGGCAGGUGACUGGUGAAGUGGGCUUCUUGGGAAUCGUUCCACCCAAUAGGGAUGGAGAUGGCAACUAGCUGAGCCAAUCAGAAUGGCUCCUGGUGGAAUCUGAACUAAGCAAGUGCAGGAGGUGGACCCAUGAGGAGCAAGAGGCAGGCAGAGCUACCAUAUAGAGAGAAGCACAUACCCCACAGGAGAAACACCAGGCAGCCUGAGGGGCUGAGAGAGGGGCCUGCCUCAGCCCAGCUCUUGACUUCAGCUGUCUUUACAACAAGCCUCCAUUUUUUUUCAGAAUGGCCUGAGUGAGUCACCAUUCUCGUUCCCUAAAGUGCAUAACCAGCUAAGGAGCCCCCUCAUCUCCCUGGCGUGCCAGAGAGCAGCCAACUCUCUCCUCCAUCCUGUAUGAGGCCACUGUGAGGAAAUGGAAAGAUCAGAGGGCAGGAAAUUAGGAGGCCUGGCCUGGGUUCAAGCCUGACUCAAGUUCCUAAGCGUCCCCAAGAGCCAGGCCUUGGCAGAAGUCUGGUACACCUUGCACAGUGUGCUUUCUCUUUCACUGGUUAUGAGCAGGCUCAAAUGAAAAUGACAGAUAAAAGCAGCCAGAAAGGUAAAGGUAGCUGCUGCCUAUUCAGGGCAUUCUCCCGCUGUUUGAUGGGAGCUGAUUAGUUGGGUGUAGAGGAUUCAGAACCUCUCUGUUCAAGGGGCCUCUAGGGAGAUCUGAGAGUCAUCGGAGAGUAGGGGCAGUUCUGGAUCCAGCAACGUGCUUGACAGUCUUAGCAGUCUCCUGGGGCAGUUCUCAGUAGACCUGUGUCUGAGUCCUAGGGAGAGCAGAAGGGCUGUAAGUAAAAGCUAAAAGAGCUGUUCCACUGAAAAGUCUGUGUCUUAUUUGGGCAUAAGCAGUCCUGUUUUGGGAUCAGGCAAGAGAGGCAUUUGUUCCUGCUGUGCUACUGACUUUUGUGCAUGGAGAAGGCUCUAGGGUGCUGGCAUCAAUGCUUUGAAGAGCCACAGUGUUAAAGAAAAAGGUGGGGGUGGUCAGUGGAGAAACGUUCCUUUCAACAAAUAGUGCAGAAACAGUUGGACAUCCACAUGCAAAAAAGGAACCUUGAUUCACAGACUUUACACCAUGUGCAAAAACUAGUUAAAAAUGAAUCAUAGACCUAAAGGUAAAACCUAAAACUCCUAGAGAAAACCUUUGUGACUGUGGGUUAGGUAAAAAUUUCUUAGAGCCAACACCAAAAGCACAAAUUUAUAAAAUAAAAAAUUGAUAGAUUGGAUUUCAUCAAAAUUAAGAGCUUCUGCUCUUCAAAAGACACUGUUAAGAAAAUGGAAAAACAAGCUACAGACUGGGAAAAAGUAUUUUCAAAACAUAUCUGAUAGGGACUUCCCUGGUGGUCCAGUGGUUAAGAUUCUUUUUUUUUUUUUUUUUAAUUUAUUUAUUUUUUUUUGCGGUACGUGGGCCUCUCACUGCCGUGGCCUCUCGCGUUGCAGAGCACAGGCUCCGGACGUGCAGGCCCAGUGGCCAUGGCUCACGGGCCCAGCCGCUCCGCGGCACGAACCCGCGUCCCCUGCAUCGGCAGGCAGACUCCCAACCACUGUGCCACCAGGGAAGCCCCCAGUGGUUAAGAUUCUGUGCUUCCACUGCACGGGGCCUAGGUUUGAUCCCUGGUUGGGGAACUAAGAUUCCACAUGCCUUGUGGCCAAAAAGUAAAAAACAAAAAAACCCCAUAUCUGAUAAAGGACUUGUAUCUAGAAUAUAUAAAGUACACUCAGAUUUCAGUAAUGAGAAAACAAAUAACCUAAUUACAAAUGGGCAAAAUAUUUGAACAGGCACUUCAUCAAAGAAGACAUAGAAAUGGCAAAUAAGAGUAUGAAAACCUGGGGGCUUCCCUGGUGGCACAGUGGUUAAGAAUCCUCCUACCAUUGCAGGGGACACGGGUUUGAGCCUUGGUCUGGGAAGAUCCCACAUGCCAUGGAGCAACUAAGCCCGUGUGCGACAACUACUGAGCCUGUGCUCUAGAGCCCAUGAGCCACAACUACUGAGCCCGCGUGCCACAACUACUGAAGCCCGCGCACCUAGAGCCCGGGCUCUAGAGAACCUACCACAAUGAGAAGCCACGCACCACAAUGAAGAGUAGCCCCUGCUCACUGCAACCAGAGAAAAGCCCACACGCAGCAACGAAGACCCAACACAGCCAAAAAUAAAAUAAAUAAAUUUUUUUUUUAAAAAUGUAUGAAAAGCUGCUCAACAUCAUUGGUUACCAGGGAAAUGCAAAUUAAAACAAGACACUACACAACCAUGGGAAAGGCUUAAAAACGGUCAAACAUGAAACUUUAACAGUAUCAAGUAUUAAUAAAAAUGCUGAGCAGCUGGAACUCUCAUGUUGCUGGUUGGAAAGUAAAUGGAAAAAUCACUCUGGGAAACAGUUUGAAAGUUUCUUAUAAAGUUAAACAUACACUUCACAUAUAACCUAACAAUCGCACUCCUAGAUAUUUACCCAAAAGAAAUGAAAAACCUGUUUACACAAAAACCUGUACAUAAAUAUCCAUAGUGAAAAGGUAGUUGCUAGAAACUGGAGACAACCCAAAUGUCCUUCAACUGGUGAAUGGAAAAAGAAACUGUGGCACAUCCAUACAAUAGAAUAUUACUCAGCAGUAAAAAGGAAUGAACUAUUGACACGUGCAACAGCAUGGAUGAUUAUACUAAGUGAAAGAAGGCAGACUUAAAAGGCUCUUACCAGGGACUUCCCUGGUGGUCCAAGGGUUAAGAAUCCGCCUUCCAAUGCAGGGGAUGCGGGUUCGAUCCCUGAUCGGGGAACUAAGAUCCCACAUGCCGCGGGGCAACUAAGCCUGUGCACUGCAACAGAGCCCAUGCACCACAACUAGAGAGAAGCCGGUGCACCACAAUGAAGAUCCUGCAUGCCACAACCAAGACCUGAUGCAGCCAAAUAAAUAAAUAUUUUAAAAAAACCAACGCUCAUACCAAAGGAUUCCACUUGCAGGACAUUCUUGAAAAGGCAAAAUGACAGGGAAAGAGAACAGAUCAGUGGUGGUCAGCAGCUAGGGAUGGGGGAGAGGGCUGACUACAAAGGGAGCUUCUGAGGUGAUGGAAAUAUUUUGUAUCUUGAUGGUGAUGGAGGUUAUAAGAUUGUUUGCAUUUGUCAAAAAUCAUAGAACUUUCCACUCAAAAGGGUGACUUCUACAGAAUGACAAUCGUGCUCCAAUUUUUAAAAAUGGGAAGUGGGAUUCAGAUUUCUUCUUCCCUUUCUUUGCCUUCCCUGUCACUGGCCAACAUUCUGUCCUCAAAGCUCUUGUUUUCCUGGGGGGAAAAAUGCCCCAAUUCAGCCACCCUGAACACUGCUUUGCUUCUGGGAACAAAAAGCCAACCCACUAAGAAUGGUCUGUGCAGGCCCAUGUCUGUUUCUCUUCCUCUGUCCCACCCUGUCUGGCUAAGCCUGCUCACCAAGGCCCUUCUAACCUCCAUUUCCCCUUCCCUGCCUGCUCAUCCGGGCCAUCUGGAGUCCCAAAUCUUUAUGGCCCAGGCUUUGUGUGGGUGAAAGAUCCUGCUUGGAAAGAGAUCCUUACACUCAACUUUCCACAGCUCUAGCCCAUUAAACGUCCACGGGUCCCAGGGAUGCACAGCCAGAGAGGACAACUACCUGGCAUCCGCCUCACCUCACCCCUGACCGAGGCCACCCCCAUCACGAUUGCAGGCUCUUCUGGGCUGCCAGCAUCGUGGUCAGAGCUGAAGCCGUACUACAACCAGAGCCACCUGGGGCCUCUCAGGGGAGUCAUGAAAAGAGGCCCCGGGUCGUGGGAAGCAAGCAACAGAGUCUGGUAGAUGCUUCGGGGCGAGCCUGAUGAACCACCAGGGCAAACACAUCCCACUGAGUGUGACUAGUCCAGGAGGGGAGUGUGAGCACUCUUGCGAUGACUCCCUGCUUGAAGAGCAUUCUGUGAUGACCACGGUGAGCACACUACGCAAGGUGGAGGGCUCUACCUGACAUGUCUUGGGGGAUCUGCCAGACCAUGGCCCAUUCUCAGGGAAUCUGCUCCCACCUACAACCUGUGCGGGGUCACUGAUCUGAGAAACUUCUCAGGGGUCACGUUCCAGGGACAAUCCAACUCUGUGAAGAAACCCUCACUCAACUCCUGCCACGUUCCCCACGGGACCUGGAGGAAAGAUGGUGGUGAUCAAGGCCUGCGUGUUCUUCUUCCUGGUCCUAGAGGUCACCUCUCUGUUGGGGAGGCAGAUGAUGCUCACUCAGUCGGUGAGAAGAGCCCAGCCUGGGAAGAGGACCUCAGGCAUCUUUGCCAAGCCUGCUGACCCCCUGGACAGUCCUGGGGAGUGGACAACGUGGUUCAACAUUGACCACCCAGGUGGGCAGGGCGACUACGAGCGGCUAGAUGCCAUUCACUUCUACUACGGGCACCAGGUGUGUCCUCGGCCCCUGCGGCUAGAGGCUAGGACCACCGACUGGAUACCCGCAGGCAGCACUGGCCAAGUGGUCCAUGGCAGCCCCCUUGAGGGCUUCUGGUGCCUCAACAGGGAGCAGCGGCCUGGCCAGAACUGCUUCAAUUAUACCGUGCGCUUCCUCUGCCCGCCAGGAUCCCUGCGCCAAGACACAGAGCACAGCCUCUGGAGCCCGUGGUCUCCCUGGAGCAAGUGUUCUGCUGCUUGUGGUCACCCUGGGGUCCAGACCCGAACACGCACCUGCUUGGCGGAGACGGUGUCACUGUGCAAUGAUGCCACUGAGGAGGGUCGGCUCUGCAUGGAGCAGGCCUGUUCAGCCUGUGACCUGACCUGCCCCAUGGGCCAGGUGAAUGCUGACUGUGACGCCUGCAUGUGCCAGGACUUCGUGCUGUAUGGGGUUGUCUCCCUCCCUGGGGGUGCCCCAGCCUCAGGAGCUACUGUCUACAUCCUGACCAAAACACCUAAGCUAUUGACCCAGACGGACAGCAGCGGGAGGUUCCGAGUCCCUGGCUUGUGCCCCGAUGGCAAAAGCAUCCUGAAGAUCACAAAGACCAAGUUUGCCCCUAUCAGGCUCACAAUGCCUAAGACUAGACUGAAGGCAGCCACCAUCAAGGCGGAGUUCAUGAGGGCAGAGACUCCAUACAUUGUGAUGAACCCCAAGGCAAAAGCACGGAGAGCUGGGCAGAGUGUGUCCCUGUGCUGUAAGGCCACGGGGAAGCCCAAACCAGACAAGUAUCUCUGGUACCAUAACAGCACACUGUUGGACCCCUCCCUCUACAAGCACGAGAGCAAGCUGGUGCUGAGGAACCUGCAACGGGACCAGGCCGGGGAGUACUUCUGCAAGGCCCAGAGCGACACUGGGGCUGCAAAGUCCCAUGUCGCCCGGCUGACUGUCAUAGCCCCCGAUGAGACUCCUUGCAACCCAACCCCCGAGAGCUACCUUAUCCAGCUGCCCCAUGAUUGUUUCCAGAAUGCCACCAACUCCUUCUACUAUGAUGUGGGUCGUUGCCCUGUCAAGACCUGUGCAGGGCAGCAGGAUAAUGGGAUCAGGUGCCAGGAUGCUGUGGAGAACUGCUGUGGGAUCUCCAAAACAGAGGAGAGGGAGAUCCAGUGCAGUGGGUACACGCUGCCCACCAAGGUGGCCAUGGAGUGCAGCUGCCAGCGGUGUACGGAGACCCAGAGUAUCGUUCGGGGACGCGUCAGUGCCUCUGACAAUGGGGAACCCAUGCGCUUUGGCCACGUGUACAUGGGGAACAGCCGUGUGAGCAUGACUGGCUACAAGGGCACGUUCACCCUCCACGUCCCUCAGGACACUGAGAGGCUGGUGCUCACAUUUGUGGACAGGCUGCAGAAGUUUGUCAACACCACCAAAGUGCUGCCCUUCAAUAAGAAAGGGAGUGCGGUGUUCCAUGAGAUCAAGAUGCUUCGGCGGAAAGAGCCCAUCACCUUGGAGGCCAUGGAGACCAACAUUAUCCCCUUGGGGGAUAUGGCUGGUGAAGAUCCUGUGGCUGAGCUGGAGAUCCCAUCCAAGAGUUUCUACCGGCAGAACGGGGAGCCCUACACAGGAAAAGUAAAGGCCAGUGUGACCUUCCUGGAUCCUCGGAAUAUUUCCACAGCUACUGCUGCCCAGAGUGACCUGAACUUCAUCAAUGAUGAAGGAGACACCUUCCCCCUUCGAACAUACGGCAUGUUCUCUGUGGACUUCACAGAUGAGGCCACCUCAGAGUCACUUAAUGUUGGCAAGGUAAAGGUCCACCUCGACUCAACCCAGGUCAAGAUGCCAGAGCACUUGCCCAUGAUGAAACUCUGGUCCCUCAACCCAGGCACAGGGCUGUGGGAGGAGGAAGGUGACUUCAAAUUUGAAAGCCAAAGGCGGAACAGAAGAGAAGACAGGACCUUCCUGGUGGGCAACAUGGAGAUUCGUGAGAGGAGGCUCUUUAACCUGGAUGUCCCUGAAAGCAGGAGGUGCUUCAUCAAGGUGAGGGCCUACCGAAGUGAGAGGUUCUUGCCCAGUGAGCAGAUGCAGGGUGUCGUGGUCUCUGUGAUCAACCUGGAGCCCAGGACUGGCUUCUCCUCUAACCCCAGGGCCUGGGGCCGCUUUGACAGUGUCAUCACUGGUCCCAAUGGGGCCUGUCUGCCUGCCUUCUGCGAUGACCAGUCCCCUGAUGCCUACUCUGCCUACGUCUUAGCAAGCCUGGCUGGGGACGAGCUGGAAGCAGUGGAGUCUUCUCCUAAAUUCAACCCAAAUGCAAUUGGUGUCCCUCAGCCCUACCUCAACAAGCUCAAGUACCGCCGGACAGACCAUGAGGACCCACAGGCCAAGAAGACAGCUUUCCAGAUCAGCAUGGCCAAACCAAGGCCCAACUCAGCCGAGGAGAGCAAUGGACCCAUCUAUGCAUUUGAGAACCUCCAGGCAUGCGAGGAAGCACCUCCCAGUGCGGCCCACUUCCGGUUCUACCAGAUUGAGGGGGAUCGGUAUGACUACAACACGGUCCCUUUCAACGAGGAUGACCCCAUGAGCUGGACUGAAGACUACCUGGCAUGGUGGCCCAAGCCAAUGGAGUUCAGGGCCUGCUAUAUCAAGGUGAAGAUCAUGGGGCCACUGGAGGUGAACGUGCGAUCCCGUAACAUGGGGGGCACCCACCGGCAGACAGUGGGAAAGCUGUAUGGAAUCCGGGAUGUGAAGAGCACGCGGGACAGGGACCAGCCCAAUGUCUCAGCUGCCUGUUUGGAGUUCAAGUGCAGUGGGAUGCUCUAUGACCAGGACCGUGUAGACCGCACGCUGGUGAAGGUUAUCCCCCAGGGCAGCUGCCAUCGAGUCAGCGUAAACUCCAUGCUGCAUGAGUACCUGGUCAACCACCUACCACUGGCGGUCAACGACAACACCAGUGAGUACACCAUGCUGGCGCCCUUGGACCCACUGGGCCACAACUAUGGCAUCUACACUGUCACUGACCAGGACCCUCGCACAGCCAAGGAGAUUGCGCUUGGCCGGUGCUUUGAUGGCACAUCUGAUGGCUCCUCCAGAGUCAUGAAGAGCAAUGUGGGAGUGGCCCUGACCUUUAACUGCGUAGAGAGGCAGGUGGGCCGUCAGAGUGCCUUCCAGUACCUCCAAAGCACCCCGGCCCGGCCCUCCCCCGCAAGCACUGUCAGGGGAAGAGCGCCCUCAAGGAGGCAGCGGUCAAGUCAGGGUGGCCAGCGCUGGCGCAGAGGGGCGGCCUCUCUGAGGUUUUCUGGGGUUGCUCAGCAGCCUCUGAACAACUAAGGCUUGUGGUACUUCCCUUCUCCCCACAGCCAUUGUGAGACUGACACCCAAACUGUCACUCUGUUAACUUAAGCCCAUCUGUUCCGGUGCAACUUGCUCGUUUGUUUCUUCAUUCCCUUUCUUACUGUCUUUGUCCUGUGAUACUGAUUGGCAUGGAGCCCCCCAAAUGUCAAAAUAAAGCCUCUUUGCCCUGUUCUUUACAAAAAACACAGGAAAUUGGCCAUGGGCAAACUCUGUGGCUUUGAGCAUUCUUCAUUUAGUGCCGUACAUGGAAAUGUCCUUCAUUUUCUUUUUUGCAUGGUUUUGCCCACCUCUACAAUAAGGAUAAUCUGAUGUUGAAGAUCAAAUAACCAAUAUAAAGCAUAUUUCUUGGCCUUGCUCCACAGGAUGUAAGCAAGGCCUCCAUCACAGUUCAUACAUAUAAAAGGUGGUGAAAUAUUUUUACUUGAAUUAUAAAUAACAUUUAUUUCUUUGCUGAAUCUGGAAUUCUAGUGCACAUUCAGUGGUACACUGUUGAGUAUAAGGUAAUCAUAGUUCCUCUACCAAGUCUGGAAAAAACAUCUCCUGGUAUCCACAACUGCCCUAGGUUGCUAAUUAUAUUAGCGUGUUUCCCUUUAUAUUUGCUUUUGUUCUUUCUAGAAGCCCAGUGUGGCCCAGAACACAUGCCAAUAAAUGCACAUUUUGUACUUGA